AUGCAAGGUUAUUUACUAAAAGCCUCCACUUCAGUAUUAUUCAUGGAGGACACCAUCUUGUUGUCAACAACUGUGUCGUCAUUUCCUCGAUACAGUAAAUCACGUGACAGGUCACAUGACGUAAAAAUGGCAGCGCGCAGGGAAAUCAAAUGGCAAAAAAUUUUGUAUGAGCAUCAAAAUGUUCCCGACAACUACGUCGAUGAGUCUUUUCUUGAAGAAAUGAAAAAGAAUUUGUAUAUAAGAAACUAUGAAUAUUGGUCAGUUGUAAAAGCAUCUGGUGAAAUAACACAACAGAUAAGUAGUAUGUGUUUGUUUAUUGUAUCUUUUAUCUACAUGGAUGACAAAAGACUCUUACCAGAUACCCUAGUUCUAAUCACAAUUGCUGUCUCUGUGGUUGGAUAUAUUAUCAGUAAACUAGCAGACAAGUUUACUACAGUAGAUUCUUCAGACGAAAAGAAUCAGAGAACAGUUUUAGAGGACCUGAAAACGUUUGUGAUGUUCACGGGAUUUAGCUACUGUUUAUCUCCAGUGCUGGCAUCCCUAACAGAGACAAUAUCUACCGACACAAUCUAUGCAAUGACAACUGUGAUGCUUCUUGCCAACUUAGCAUUUCAUAAUUAUGGAGUACAGGCAGCAUUGGUAUCCGAAGCCUUCUCACUGAAUGCUGCAAUAUUCGCCUCUGUGUGUCUGGCCUCCCGUCUUCACACUUCCUGGCAUGCCUUUGCUACAGUUUUAUUCUCACUACAAAUCUUUGGUCUUUGGCCCAGGUUAAGACACAAAAUCAAGGAGGCAUUCCCUGCUGUAAAUGUAGCACUGACUGUGGUGUUGGGAUCCUUGGCACUGCUGGCUUUGUUUACGGUUUCUAUGGUUCCUGCUGUGGUUUUUAUUCUUGGCCACGUCUUUAUUACAUUUAUCUGCCCAGCAUGGUUGAUCAGUCUACAACCUCUGAAAAAUAAUAUUCAUGGACCAUGGGAUGAGGCUGUGAUAAAAAAUGACUGACAUCCAAGAUAGAGACUUUACUAGGCUUAGCCCGUACACACAAACUCUGCUAUGGCCCUAAGAUCAGGAUGAGCCACGCCUUGGACGGUGUUCCAGUGAAGAGAAAGCCAAAUGCUGUCACUGAUACAAGUGGUAUUGUCCAAUCAAUCAGAAAGAUACCAAACGCUGUGGUUUAUGGUAAACACAAGCAUGAAGUUAACCAGCCGCAUCCUUGAUACAUGUAUUAUAGUCUGAUGGAUGUAUAGAGAUGGUAUUCUAUAUGUUUGUAAUGCUGUAGAUAUUUAUGUAUGUUAUUUUGAGUAUAUAUAUAAACAAAUAAACACUUAUA
This is a messenger RNA of Magallana angulata, 1327 nucleotides long. Its product is annotated as phosphatidylinositol N-acetylglucosaminyltransferase subunit C-like. Gene Ontology annotation, biological process: GPI anchor biosynthetic process. Gene Ontology annotation, cellular component: membrane; glycosylphosphatidylinositol-N-acetylglucosaminyltransferase (GPI-GnT) complex. Bases 1 to 999 code for a protein of 332 amino acids. The transcript has 7 exons. The record is from RefSeq and is a predicted model, not a curated record. NCBI's taxonomy places the organism in Eukaryota, Metazoa, Mollusca, Bivalvia, Ostreida, Ostreidae.